Molecule: messenger RNA, 2575 nt
Organism: Mustela lutreola (European mink)
Lineage: Eukaryota; Metazoa; Chordata; Mammalia; Carnivora; Mustelidae
Gene: GPR141
Product: G protein-coupled receptor 141
Exons: 1
Coding region: 1-906 (301 amino acids)
Biological process (GO): G protein-coupled receptor signaling pathway
Cellular component (GO): membrane
Molecular function (GO): G protein-coupled receptor activity; oxysterol binding
Source: RefSeq, a predicted model, not a curated record
AUGGCUCACCACAACGUUUCAUCCUGCAGUCCUAUACUGACACCCCAUUUAACCAGGCUCUACUUCCUCGUACUCAUUGGAGGGCUGGCGGGCGUCAUCUCCAUUUUGUUCCUGCUGGUGAAUAUGAACACCCGAUCUGUAACUACCACAGCAGUUGUUAACCUGGUAGUGGUCCACAGCGUUUUUCUGCUGACAGUGCCUUUUCGCUUGACAUACCUCAUCAAGCAAACUUGGAUAUUUGGGCUGCCCUUCUGCAAAUUUGUGAGUGCCAUGCUACACAUCCAUAUGUACCUCACAUUCCUGUUCUACGUGGUGAUCUUGGUCAUUCGGUACCUCAUCUUUUUCAAGCACAAGGACAAAGUGGAAUUCUACAGAAAGCUGCACGCUGUGGCUGCCAGUACCGGCAUGUGGCUGCUUGUGAUUGUCAUCGUGGUACCUGUGUUUGCGUCUCAGUAUGGAACUCACCAGGUGUAUGACGAGCAACACUGUUUCAAAUUCCACAAAGAGCUUGAUCGUGUAUAUGUGCGAGUUAUCAACUAUAUGAUAGUUACUGCUGUCAUAGCCACUGCGGUGGUUCUCCUCGUCUUCCAGAUCUUCAUCAUCGUGUCAAUGGUGCGGAAGCUAGGCCACUCCUUACUAUCCCACCAGGAGUUCUGGGCCCAGCUGAAAAACCUAUUUUUUAUAGGAGUCAUCUUUGUUUGCUUCCUUCCCUAUCACUUCUUUAGGAUCUAUUACCUGUACACGGUGGCACACUCACGUGACUGUAACGAUACUGCUGCACUUUAUAAUGAAAUCUUCUUGAGUGUAACAGCAAUUAGCUGCUUUGAUUUGUUGCUCUUUGUUCUUGGAGGAAGCCGCUGUAAGCAAAAGAUAAUUGACCUAUGGAAUUGCCUCUUGUGCCGUUAGCCACAAACUUCAGUAUUCAGAACUCUUUUAUACUGGGAGUAGUAACGGGCAUAGAGAGGUAGGAAGGGUUAUUUCAUUACUUGAUUAAAGCCGUGCCGUAAUGCAGCCAAUCAAAAGGACUAGAAAAUGUCAGAGCGUUCAUUCCAGUCCUUAUUUAACCCUACCACCUCUAAAUGAUGCAUAGAGAAAAACUAGUGAUGUUCAGUCCACCUGGAGUUGCAAUACUGCAUUAUUUUCCUAUAUAAAAAGUCUACUUGGCCCAUCUGGGCACCAUAGGUCUAAUGGUUUCUGAGCUUUACCAGCUUAGUUUAGUUUCAUCAGUUUGAAACAUGACCUUAUUUAGGCUUUGGAUUAGAUUCAGCCCUCUAGUUCUUUUCAUUCCACUUAACCUGAGGUAAAUGAGCCUUGGCAAUAAAUCAGCCCCAAAGAUACAAACACCAGUUUGCUGAUGAGAUAAGAUAUCUAUUCAACUCCCACCCUGACAAACGAGAUAAAGGGGGGAGAUCAGAAAGAAAUUUUUCUAGAUUAUCAUAAUUUUGGUGGGAAGUCACUUAUCUAAAAAAUCAAGAGAAACAUGUCCUUAUGACCUUCUGCUUUAACAAGGUUAUCCAGAUUAGUUCUUUGAGAGGUCAAGUUUAAGGACAUGGGAUCAACAUCCUCAGUAACUCUAAAAAUCAUUUAAAUCUUACUAAACUAAACAAUGUAACUAAAAUGUAACUAAAUAAUCUAUAAUGUAAUAAUGUAACUAAAUUAAUAACAAUGUAACUAAGAUCAUUUCAAUCUUACUAAAUAAGAGUGAAACGAUAAGUUAAAGAAUGUUCCUGACCAAUAUGCUGCCAGGCACGAAAAUGAGUUCCUGAGGGAAGUGAUUACAUUUUUCCCUUACCGCUUUUUGAAAAAUCUUUACAUGUCUUGGGCCAGUUAAUUUAGAUUUACCUUGGAAACAGAAUGUUAUACUCUUUACAGUUUCCUUCUCCCCUUAAGGUUAUGAAUAUUUAAAUAAAUGAAAACAAUAUUCUUAAAAAAAGAACUUUUGAGAAAUAUAUAAAACAAUUAAUUUAGACUAUGAGAUUAGUUAGACUACUAAGUUGAGACAUAGGCUUGUGGGCUUUUUCCCUUCCUGCCCAUAUUUCUACUAUUUCCCCCAAAGUUUCACAAUUUUGAAACUUUACAAGGAACCAAUCCAGUUUUAUAUCUAAUGCUUCAGAACUAAAGCAAUUUAUGAUAAGAAUAGAAUGAAUUAAUGUAAAAAAAUUUUUUCCCAGAAAAAUGAAGGAUCAGAAUUUAAAGACUUUUUUUCUUAAUUUGUUAUAAUCUAUGGAUCUAUAAAUUUACCAGAUGGAUAAGAAAUAUCCCUGGGUUUCUCUAAUCACUAAAAUUGUUGAGUCAUAGAAAUUAAUUUAGAGGAAGAAAGCAAUAACAUGCUGCACAGACUUGUUCCCAAAAUUUUCCUGUUUUAAAAUUUAUGUCCUUUUUUCUUUUUUAAGUUAUAUUUCCAUAAUUUCUUAUUUGUCUUCUUUUCCCAUUGUUUCUUAGUUUUUUCUUCUCAUUUUGACUUAUAACAUUUGUAAGAAAAUUUCUAAGACCUAUGAAAAUUUUAAGAAAUUUGUUUUACCCAUAAUAAGAAAAUAGUAAAAUAUAAUAUAGUAUAGAAUGAUAUAAAUAGUAA